This is a messenger RNA of Symbiodinium necroappetens, 624 nucleotides long. The record is from the annotation of a GenBank genome assembly. NCBI's taxonomy places the organism in Eukaryota, Dinophyceae, Suessiales, Symbiodiniaceae.
AUGUCGGACACAACUGGCACGAUUGUGGCCGUCGACUUUGCACCGUCUACGAAAUUGCCAGACGGAAGCAGCGUCCCGACUGAACUCCUCCUGCAGCAUCAACCGCGCGCCAUUUAUGUCAAGCUCGACGACGUGAACUUGGAAUUUUUGCCACCCAGCGUCUGUGCGGCUCAUGCACUUGCCGGCUUUUCCGAGACGUCUGACAUGUGUAAAUGUCAUGCUGGACUUGUCAAGCUCACGCCACACACAGUUUGCUGGCGCUUCGUUUCGAGUGAUGGGUUUGCGGUGAAUGUGCAGCGCACAGGGUUCCCCAUUCAGCCGGAAAAGGCUUGUAGUUUGUAUGCGUUGCAAGGCACAACCACAGAUCCAGGUCUGAUUACACAUUUUGAUGUUCCCAAACGAGCAGGAGCAGAUAUCCGAUUUCUCAUUGUUUAUGUCUUGCUCUCCAGAGUACGGAACUUGAAGAGCUUGCUUUCCGUGAACCUGUCCGACUCUAUCCGCGAGGUCAUCGAGUCGGGGCCACCAGAUGGUCUCGUCGGAGAGUUUGAGCGCAUCUUCGCAGACAAGCUUGCGGCGACCAGCCGAAAAGCCGAAACAGCCCGGCAGGCUUUAGGCUGGAACUAA